UUAUUUAUUUAUAAAAAAAUUUUGCGCGGGCGACGGCGAACCAUUUUAAUACUAUACACACACUAAACCGGUUGUUGACCUCUGGCGAGGGCGCGCGGUCGAGCGCGAGAGCGACGGCGGCGGUGGCGGCGGCAGUGGCAGCGGCGGUAGCACCGUCGACGGCAGACGUGCCGCCGACUCGGUCACAUCUCGGAUCGCCGCCUCCACCGUCUCAACCACCUCAGAUGUCGUCGGACUCGGUUGCCAUCGCCGGGACAGCCACCGAUGACAUCCGCCACUACCGGCACCACCACCGUCAUCAUCAUCACCAUCACCUCCAUCAUCACGGCAAACGUUAUAAGCGACCACCUCCGUUGCCAUCGUUGCGAAGACCGUUGCCGUCGCCACACGAGACUUUGGACUCGGCGGCGGUGGCCACGCGCGAAACGUUGAACACCGACGCAUAUCACCAUCCGGUCAAGUACACCGGAUCCGUAGCGGUCAACUGUCACGAUCAGAUGGCACGAGUCGAAUUCGUCAGAAAUCUAAUGGCCAAACACAGAAAGGUGCAAAUUGAAAAAGAAGUCUCACUAUUAAUUACUGUAUCCGGUAUUAAAGUAUGCAGUCCAGAUGGCAAGGAGGUUUUAAUGGCUCACGGACUCAGGAGAGUUUCGUACGCUACGUGCGAUCCGGGUUGUAAACAAUUUUGUUUCCUGGCCAGACAACCUGGUGGUCAUAUCAACAAACAGUACUGUCAUUUGUUUGUUACAAAGACGGCUGAACAGGCUGAGGGAUUAAAUUCGAUUGUGGGAAAUGCGUUUAGAAUGGCGUAUGCUGCCCAACUGGAGCUGGAAAGACGAUCGGUGACGAACUCGCCAAAAUCCAAUUUGAAUAAUACUUCAUGGAUGAAAUUAAAUGAUAAAUUAAAUGUACAAAGAAUCCAUAAUGGAUCUCCUCUAUCGAAGAAACUUAUUGAAACUCCUAAACCAACUCCACCAGCCACCUUACCAGGCGUACGUCCUUUUGACCAUAGCAAAGGAUUAGAUCUCACGCCAGGACAACUUUCUACACCAACUAGUAGUGAUGACAGUCCAGAUUUAAAUACAUACAAACGUAUGUUAGAAAAACCCCCAUUAAUUAAACGUAUAGCCAUGGGUUUAUCCGUACAUAACAACUGCUCUAACGAAGACUGGUAUCCACUAGUUUGUAGCUCUUCUGUAUCAAGCUCGCCAUCUACCAAUAGUGAUGAUUGUAGUACUCCUGAAUCUUCUCAAGAAAAAUUAAAAGACAAUAGUGUACGAUCACCGGACUCGCCUUCAAGUAUCAAUCUUAAAAAUAAUUUGCUAUCAAACAAUAUGGACAAAACUCCAACUCCUCCGCCCUUGCCAGAACGAUCAGAUAGUCUUUUGGAUAAACCAGAAGAAUGUGAAUUAAAAAAAGCACCAUGGUUUCAAGCCGGAAUUCCAAGAGAAAUAACGCUGGAAGUUUUGGGACAAGAACCAGUAGGAGCUUUUAUGGUUCGUGAAAGCACUACUAAACCAGGAUGUUUUGCAUUAUCAUUAAGAGUACCUCAAGAAUUUCAUCCUUUAGGAAUUGCUCAUUAUCUAAUACUCAGAACAAACAAAGGGUUUAAAAUUAAGGGUUUUACGAAGGAAUUCACAACGUUAACCGCAUUAAUAACGCAUCAUUCAGUAAUGCCAGAACUACUACCUUGUCCCUUGUCUUUGAGCCGAUACAAUCCAACAUUUGUAAAAUCUGAUUCCAAUCAGGAUUUUGCAGAUAUUGAUGCAGAUCCAGAUUACAAUACGCUUGCAGACUUUAGAAAAAUGAUGGCUGAUUUAAACGUAUAAAUUUUUAAAGUUUUAAUGAAACAAAGCAGUAUUAUAAUAAUUUAAAAAGAUUAAUAU
Molecule: messenger RNA, 1886 nt
Organism: Melanaphis sacchari
Lineage: Eukaryota; Metazoa; Arthropoda; Insecta; Hemiptera; Aphididae
Product: tensin-3-like
Exons: 9
Coding region: 225-1829 (534 amino acids)
Source: RefSeq, a predicted model, not a curated record